Messenger RNA from Ostertagia ostertagi, 930 nucleotides. Lineage: Eukaryota; Metazoa; Nematoda; Chromadorea; Rhabditida; Trichostrongylidae. The record is from the annotation of a GenBank genome assembly.
AUGCAUUGGCAUCUGGUGCUCCUCGUGCUCAUCGUAGCAAUACUACCCAUCAAAGCUGAUCUGUCUAAAGUUGUCGCUGUACAGUAUUUCAAUCUCAAAACCGAUGUCACUACUGAUAUAACAUGCACUGGCAUCAAGAAGAUACUGGCAUACACUCCUGAAGUAGGAUGCUACCCAUGUCCACUCGAGCGACAAAUAUAUACAUGGUCAAUCGAAGGUACUCUGGUUGCAUGUGGCGUAUCGUUACCCAUCAAAUACGUCUUGGACGUACCGCUUACUGCUACUAGUAUUGCACAGAUUACAGUGCUCAAAGGUCCUUCCGAGUUGCCAGUGAAAAAUGACAACCAGACCACUACUGAAUCGCCAAAAACGACUGAGAAACCUCGCGAAUCGACGACACAAGCGGCGCCGACGACCCAGAAAGCACCCACUCUUAUCAAUGUCACCGUUACUGUAGGUUACCUCCAGUUUCAAACAGGACAGGCACCAACGUAUGUGAACAAAAACACUCAAGCUGUCGUGUUUGCAGUCAUUGAGGGACUUCUGCUCGGAGCGAUCCUUCUCGUUUUCAUCUAUCGGUGUUACAGGAGGUCAAAACUCAGAGCUGCUGGCUUGUACCCGACUCGAGAUAUCGGCCUACCAAAUCCUACACGUAACUCUGUGUAUUAUGACAAUGGCGGCACACUGAGCUAUCCAAGUCCAAACACUCGUCCUGAAAUCCCAUCCUAUCGCUCGCCGGAUGCCCAGCCACCGUUGCGACUCGAUUCGCUUUCACCACGUCCGCAACAACCGGUCAUCACACCUAACCUAAUGCCGGUUACGUCGACACAGCCGCGUCCGGCUGCUACCACGACAGUUACGCCGGCCCCGUUGAACUACUGGCCGGAUCAACCGCAGCCGAUAAAGAACAUCAUGGACAGCGACAUAUGA